AUGGCUACAAAGCGUGUCGUCCAGUCAUUUAUUCACGGCAAGUCCGUCGUGACGGCACCUUCCAGGACCUCUACCACGCUCCUGAACGCCGCUACGGGCGCGCCUGAAACGAGUGUAUACACUGCAACGUAUACCCAAGUCCACGAGGCAGUCGCGUCCGCUCGCACGGCCCAGCGCCACUGGAAACGACUGAGUCCUGCGCAACGUGGCGCGACUCUACGCAAAGCUGCCGACAUUUUGACGAGGCAGACAGGCGAACUUGCGACACUUGAGACGCUGGACACGGGUCGUGCAAUUGCUGAGACAAGUGUAACCGACGUAACAAGCGCGGCCGACUGUCUCACUUACUAUGGCGGAGUAUGUCCCUCCAUUGGUGGCCAGCACGUGACACUGGACCGAGGCAAUUGGGCGUAUACGAAACGAGAGCCACUGGGCGUGACGGUGGGGAUCGGUGCGUGGAAUUACCCGUUGCAAAGUGCAGCGUGGAAAUCGGCGCCAGCGCUGGCAUUCGGGAACUCGAUGGUGUUUAAACCGUCAGAGGAGACGCCACUGACGGCUCUCAAGCUGGCGGAAGUUUAUCUGGAAGCUGGAGUCCCUGAAGGCGUGUUUAAUGUCGUUUUGGGCGCUCGAGAGACGGGAGAAGCAUUGGUGCAACACGAAGACGUGGCGAAAGUGUCGUUUACGGGGUCGGUUGCGACGGGUGUGAACGUGUACGCACGAGCUGCGAAGGACUUGAAGAAAGUGACAAUGGAACUUGGCGGCAAGUCGCCGCUGAUUGUGUUUGACGAUGCAGACGUGGACGAAGCAGUAGCAGGCGCAAUGAUGGGCAAUUGGUACUCGUCUGGACAAGUGUGCUCGAACGGCACGCGCGUUUAUGUGCAGAGGAAGAUAUUUGAUGAGUUCGUGCACCGUGUACAUGCACGCACGCUGAAGCUGCGGAUUGGAGACCCGAUGGACAGCGCGACGGACAUUGGGCCAAUGAUCCAUGAAAAGCACAUGAAACUCGUGCAGAGCUACAUCGAGAAAGGGGUCGCAGAAGGAGCUACUUUAUUGAAAGAAGGAGGUGAACGUGUCGUGCCGUCGGAAGAGACCAAGAAUGGUUUCUUCUUGACGCCUGCUAUCUUUGUGGACUGCAGCGACGACAUGGCGAUUGUGCGUGAAGAGAUCUUUGGCAUGGUCAUGUGCAUUUUGCCAUUUGAUACCGAGGAAGAGGUGCUGGCUCGAGCGAAUGACACGACCUUUGGUCUAUCGGCAGGUGUUUUUACCAAGGAUAUUACUCGUGCACACCGUAUGAUCGAUGAGCUGCAGGCUGGAACAACGUGGAUCAACAAUUACAACCUCGCACCUGUGGAGACCCCGUGGGGUGGCUACAAGAAGUCUGGUGUGGGUCGUGAAAAUGGUCUCGCAGGCGUUGAGUCGUGGACGCAGUUGAAAUCCGUUUACGUGGAGAUGAAUGGUGUCGAGUGCCCUUAUGCCAAAUGA
This is a messenger RNA of Peronospora matthiolae, 1482 nucleotides long. Lineage: Eukaryota; Oomycota; Peronosporomycetes; Peronosporales; Peronosporaceae. The record is from the annotation of a GenBank genome assembly.